Molecule: messenger RNA, 950 nt
Organism: Culex quinquefasciatus (southern house mosquito)
Lineage: Eukaryota; Metazoa; Arthropoda; Insecta; Diptera; Culicidae
Gene: kune
Product: transmembrane protein 182
Exons: 2
Coding region: 47-724 (225 amino acids)
Biological process (GO): regulation of tube size, open tracheal system; septate junction assembly
Cellular component (GO): membrane; septate junction
Source: RefSeq, a predicted model, not a curated record
GUUCAGCUUACUCACGCAGUCAUUCGAAAUCCGAAGUCACGUCAAGAUGGGAGCGAGCACCAGGACUGGCAAAUUUGCCGUCGGCUUUACGGCGGUCGCGUUCCUGUUUAUCCUGAUUGCGUUCGUGUCCCCGUACUGGCUGCAGACCGAUGGCCGCCUGGAGAAUCCCAAGUUUCACAAUCUGGGCCUGUGGGAACUUUGCCUGAACGACUUCCAGGACAUCCACCGGUUCUACGACACCCGCUUCUCCGGCUGUAUGUGGAUCUUCGAGGAGGAGUACUACAUCUUGCACGAUUACAUCCUCCCCGGGUUCUUCAUAGCGGUUCAGUUCUUCUUUACGCUAUGCUUCACCCUUCUCCUGCUCGGAAUCCUCAUGACGCUCCUCUUCCUGGUUUGCUCCAAGGACAACGAUCGCUACAUCAUGCUGUUGCUGACGAAUGGCACGACCAUGGUCGUCGGAGCCAUCUGCGGCCUGAUUGCCGUCCUAACGUUCGGAUGUUACGGGGACAGCCGCGACUGGAUGCCCAACUGGGAGCACAACGGCAUGGGGUGGGCAUUCGCGCUCGGCGUUGUCGGCGUGUUUGCGCUCUUCCCGGCCGGGAUCCUGUUCAUCGUGGAAGCGCGACGGGCCACCUACCGCCGGCUGAACAACAUUGCCAACGGCGAGAUGGCCGCGUACACCAUGGACGAGCGGAAGUACCGUGGAGGGCAUACCGAUAUCUAAGCGGGGGAGAGCGAGUAUUUUUUUAGAUUUUAGACUAGGAGAUGCGCAAUUCUCAGCGACGAAGGAACGAAUGAAUAUCAAACUAGAUUUAUGCGAUUAGGUUAAGCUAUAGAGACAGAGAUAACGCUUCACAUUCCGUCCGGAUCGUGCGUAAGGGUCACGAUCAAUGUAUUUUGAUGCAAAUUUUUAUCUUUAACGAAAUAAAGAGUUUUUAAAUAACAAAAAA